CCCCAGGGAAGAAGCUGGCCAGGAUUGGCACGUUGGAAACAGGAACCAGUCCUGGCUCCAGCACGCGCCUGUCCUGGGCUCAGAGACAUGGCAGGGUCACCAAUGAUGGACGCAGAGCCCUCUCUGUUGGGUGGCUGGCUGGACAAUGGCUCUUGGACACCAUUGCCCACUGCUGCCCCCCACCUGGACAUGAGCACGCCGAUGGGCCCUGGCAGGAGGGGGCUAUGGAUCUUUAAUAGCAGUGGGGAGGACACAUCACCCCCAUUCCUGACGGAUGCUUGGCUGGUGCCACUUUUCUAUGCCCUCAUCAUGCUGCUGGGGCUGGUGGGCAACUCGCUCGUCAUCUAUGUGGUGUCCAAGCACCGGCAGAUGCGCACAGCCACCAACUUCUACAUCGCAAACCUGGCGACCACAGACAUCAUCUUCCUGGUGUGCUGUGUCCCCUUCACCGCCACACUCUAUCCCCUGCCCAGCUGGAUUUUCGGUGACUUCAUGUGCAAACUCGUCAACUAUCUGCAACAGGUGACAGCACAGGCCACUUGCAUCACUCUGACAGCAAUGAGCAUGGACCGCUGCUACGCCACCCUUUACCCGCUGCAGUCGCUGCGCUACCGCACCCCAUGUGUGGCCAUGGGCGUCAGCGUGGCUAUUUGGAUCAGCUCCUUCCUUCUCUCGCUGCCCAUAGCCAUGUACCACCGCACUGAGGUAGGCUACUGGUAUGGGCUGCGCACCUACUGCAUCGAGGCCUUCGCCAGCAAGAGCCAGGAGCGCAGCAUCAUCCUCUACACCUUCCUGGCUGUCUACCUGCUGCCUCUGCUCACCAUCUGCCUCUGCUACUCCAUCAUGCUCACGCGUGUGGGGCGCCCCAUCGUGGAACCCAUCGACCACAACUACCAGCAGGUACAGCACCUGUCCGAGCGCUCUGUUGCCAUGAGAGCCAAGGUGUCCAAGAUGGUAGUGGUGAUCGUGGUACUCUUCACUGUGUGCUGGGGCCCCAUCCAGCUCUACCUCCUUUUUCAGGGCUUCUAUGGCAGCUUCCAGGCCAACUACGAGACCUACAAGAUCAAGACGUGGGCCAACUGCAUGUCCUACGCCAACUCCUCCAUCAACCCCAUCGUCUACGCCUUCAUGGGUGACAGCUUCAGGAAGUCCUUCAAGAAGGCUUUCCCCUUCCUCUUCCAGCGCCGGGUGCGAGACGGUGCUGUCCUCUCUGGCUCCCACAAUGCCGAGAUGAAGUUUGUCAUUGAGGAGACCUAGUCCCAGCCCCAGUCGUGCCAGCCCUGUGCGGCCUGCUCCUCCUGGCUGUGGACACUGAGGUGGUAAAUCCAAUAUGCCUGCCGGGCCACACAGACAUUGCUCAGGGCAAGAGGCACCAUUCAAUGGAAGCUGUGGUGGCUAGCUGUUCAGAAUCCCUGGCUUGGAAGGGGCCAAUGAUAGUCAGGGCCAGGGGUUCUUCCCAAAGGACUUUCUUAUUUGGGGUUCCUCUGUGCUCAGGCUGAGGCAUCCUCACAGUCCAAAUACUGAGGCAACCAGAAACGAGUGGACACUUUGGGAAGUGUGUGUCCUAAGCCAGAUGCCUCCCUUCCCCCCGUCGUACCAGUGUCCUCGGCACAUCCUCGUAGCCUUGAGCAUCCCUGCUGGUGCCUCAGGGAUCUGCCCAGAGCAUCUGGAAAUAAAGCUCUUUAGCUUUGUAAG
Molecule: messenger RNA, 1695 nt
Organism: Chelonoidis abingdonii (Abingdon island giant tortoise)
Lineage: Eukaryota; Metazoa; Chordata; Testudines; Testudinidae
Product: G-protein coupled receptor 54-like
Biological process (GO): G protein-coupled receptor signaling pathway
Cellular component (GO): plasma membrane
Molecular function (GO): G protein-coupled receptor activity
Source: RefSeq, a predicted model, not a curated record